AUGUUUAACCCAACACCAAGUCAAUCUACAUCUACCUCCGUACAUGGUACUCACAAAUCUUCAUGGGAAUUACCUCAAGGUGAUCAACCGUUCCCAAGAAAUAAAAUAUCCUCAGCAUUUCAACGUGAAAUACAUUCCUCUCCAAGAUCAAAAUUACCAAUUCAAAUGACUCAAACGGACGAUCCGCUGCAGAGUUCAUUACUUCUCAGUUGGAGAGAUUCAUCAGAUAUAGGGAAAACAGAAAGAGUUUUAGGGUUGUUGAAGAAAUUAGAAGGGAUCGUUAAUGAUAAAUUUGGUGAGAAAAGGUUCGAGGUGGACGUUUAUGGGAGUGUUAGUUGGGGUGGACAAACGGGUAUGAGUGGGGAUUUAGAUUUGGUCAUUAGGGUGAGUACCAUCCCCUCUCUAUGGAGAUCACCACCUGAUCCUGAGAAACCAGCCAAAUCAACUUCUCGAAAAACUCGUAUACCCCUCAUUCCUGAUUUACCAGAUAUAUACGAUCUCACUAAAUUGAGUCGGAAAUUGUCGGCGAAUGGAAUGACAGAUAUUGAAAUCAUUCGAUUCGCUACUUGUCCCAUUAUCAAAUUCACACAUGGAGAGUUUAAAUGUGAUAUUAAUGUUAAUGAUUUGGGAGGAUGGUACAAUUCCCGUCUCAUUCAAGCAUAUUGUGAAAUCUCUCCUUUCAUCCUACGUCCUCUCAUCCACGGUCUAAAACUAUGGGCUUCAUCAAAAGAAAUCAACGAUCCAUCCGGUUCUUUAGGACCCGCUACUAUGUCAUCAUAUUGUUUAACUCUCAUGGCUAUAGCUUAUCUUCAACAUCGAGGUGUUCUUCCAAAUCUUCAAGCACAUAUAAAAGUCCCAAUCCCUUCAUAUCCAUGGAACACCACAGAUCCUGAUGUAGUUUGGGUCGGAUGGGGUAAAGAUCAAGGUAUUCCAACUCAUGUGGAUUUCAAUUCUGAACCUGAUGAAAAUUGGGAGGCUGUAAAAGGAUUGACAGCUGCUGAUGCUUUCCGAGGAUUCUUUUCAUUUUUCAGUAGAACACCAUCAACAAUUCCUACUUCAUCUCAAAAUGUAAAAGUCGGUGGGAAUGGAAAUGAAGGAAAAGGUCGAGGGGAUACAGGAGAAAGAUUCAAUUAUUCAACUCAAAUUGUUUCUAUAUUAAAUGGUGGGAUAUGUCAAAGAUCGACUUUGGAAAAUAAGAUAAAAGGUAAAAAAGAAGAGAGGAUAAAACAAGAGAUGAAUAUGGGUAAAGGGGAUAAAAUACAACCUUCAAAUUGGUCAGAGAGAAGGUUGGUUGUACAAGAUCCAUUCAUUUGGCAAAAGGUGAGUGAUCUCAUGGUUUCUUUUGUUGCUUCCCUCCUUUCAUCUCAUCUUUUCAAUGUGUAA
Tremella mesenterica DSM 1558 is the source of this 1383-nucleotide messenger RNA. RefSeq lists its product as uncharacterized. Gene Ontology annotation, molecular function: nucleotidyltransferase activity. NCBI's taxonomy places the organism in Eukaryota, Fungi, Basidiomycota, Tremellomycetes, Tremellales, Tremellaceae. The transcript has 3 exons. The record is from RefSeq and is a predicted model, not a curated record. Gene Ontology annotation, biological process: RNA 3'-end processing. Bases 1 to 1383 code for a protein of 460 amino acids.